AUGCGACGCGCGCUUGCGGGCAGCGGAAGUUUGCUGGCAAUUGCGGCGCUCUGGGCUGAGGUCCACCAGGCAUCGUGCAGCACCAGGGGUGAGGAUAAGGAGACCUGCUACGAUUCACGCGACUGCGAUGCUGUCUUGCUGCAGACAGCACGCAAAGAUGACUGCUUCGCGAGUCAAGCAAGCUGCAUCGAACAGCUGAACAGCACCGCAGCAGCCGAUCUGGUACCUUUGGAGGAGGUGGUCGCCGUGGCGGAAAGAGAUGGCCGAGAGCGGCUCCACGCCGGAGCGGCGCUGCGAGGGCCAGCCUGGCGCACCCGCGCCGCUCUGGCCGCUCGCUGCUCAAGCUUGGAGGCGGCAGAGUUCCCCCAGACAGAGGAGCAGCUCGAGCAGCUGCGUGGACGGAUUCGCGGCGCUGCCAGCCAGGUCAUUUUGCUUCAUGCAGAUGAGCUAGAGGAUGGAAUCGGGGCCCGCUUUAAGAAGGCGCUGGAACUAGUCGCUGCCUCGCUGGUCAUCGGCUUUCAUGCUGCGCUGCUGUCGUUGCCACCCGCGGGGGGUCUUCUGCAUCCGAUUGGCUUCGAGCGACCCGUGUGGUGUCACGAGAGCCCGGCCGAUGGUCGACCGGAUCCAUGGAAUCCCGAGUAUCCGCCGCGUUGUUGGCACUUCGAUUUGCAGCAAGACUUCCUGGCGCAGAGCGAGGAGCCAGAAGGUCGUUUGCUUCUUUGGGGUGCGGAGGAAACAGUGGAGCUCUCUUCUGAGCUGGGAAAGGGGCCAUCUCCGAAGUCGGACUUCCGAUGCUUAUUCUUCCAAGGCACGCUGGAGGGACCUCCGUGGCAAAUGCUGAAGAAGGAGGGCAGGCUCCGAGAGCGUCCAGAGAUUCGUCGGUUGUUCUCCUCCGUGCGAAGUUUCGCGUCGCCCAGCAAGGUCCUGCCCAUACGCCGCGAGGCUGGUUGUGGCUAUGGAGGCCCCAGCGACGUAAAGCACGUGGCACUGCACGUGCGUCGUGGUGAUGUUGGAGAAGCUGCUGGCUAUUCACUGACGCAGCAAUUGGAACCGGCAGCUUUCUCCAGGUGGCUGUGCGGGCUCGCUAGGGCAGUGGCGGAGCCAUUAGACGUUCGGCUUGCCAUCCAUGUCUUCACGGAGGCAGUCGGGCAAAGCCGCGACACACUGGUGAAAGUGGGUCUGCCAGGCUUUGUCUUUGCACCAUCAGCUGUCGACGAGUUGCCGAUCUUCCACACCUUGGCUAAAUUGGAGGUGGAUCCGGCCUGCAGCGCGCUGGUUCUGCCAGAGGUUCACGUGGUUGUGAACAAUAACCCACGGCAGGCGCUGCUCUGCAUGGCACGUGCCGAUGUCCUUGUCACCAGUUUGAGCAGUCUCAGCUGGACAGCAGCCGUUGUCAAUCCUGGACUUGUUCUCCAUCCUCCGCCGAAGGAAGAGGAGAGAACUCACUGGGACCUGCGAUCUCAGUAUCUGGACUGGGCCGACAACUGGUUUGCAGCAGCAGAUGUUUGGCGAAUUCCAGAAAAGCUCCAGCAAGUUUUCGCUGAGUACCUCCGGAGUCUGGAGCCAGAAGUGAGCAAGCCAGACCCAAAAAUCAAGAGCGCUUCCAGAGUUGCAGAGGUCGGCAGUGCCGGAAGGCCCAGUUUCAAUCCAGAACACUGCUGA
Symbiodinium sp. CCMP2592 is the source of this 1662-nucleotide messenger RNA. NCBI's taxonomy places the organism in Eukaryota, Dinophyceae, Suessiales, Symbiodiniaceae. The record is from the annotation of a GenBank genome assembly.